GUCCGACGGCCAUAUUGACUGCCUGCACCUCCUCCUCUCUUCCCUGCGGUGAAACUGGCUCAGUCGCUUCAUACAUUUCCCUGUAUACCGAGGCUGGGAAAUACCCGGGUGUCUAACGGGAAACAAACCGGUCUAUUUUGGUAGCGUAGGAUAUAAAGUAGUGUACAGUGGGCCCGGGGAAGACAGUUUACCGUUUUCUGAACGCAGUCCGUAAACUGAGGCGGUAGAUCCCAGGGUGAGGCAACAAGGCGGAGGACGAUUUCUUAGCAUUUUCUCAGCUGAAGGGCAAGGCCGGAGAGAGGACAAAGAUGCCUAAACCGAUCAAUGUGCGGGUCACCACCAUGGAUGCAGAGCUGGAGUUUGCCAUCCAGCCCAACACCACCGGCAAACAGCUUUUUGACCAGGUGGUGAAGACAGUGGGUCUCCGGGAGGUGUGGUUUUUUGGCCUGCAGUACACAGACAGUAAAGACUACAGCACGUGGCUCAAACUCAAUAAGAAGGUGACGCAGCAAGAUGUGAAGAAGGAGAACCCUCUGCAGUUUAAGUUCAGAGCCAAGUUCUUCCCUGAGGACGUGUCUGAGGAGCUCAUCCAGGAGAUCACACAGAGACUCUUCUUCCUGCAGGUGAAGGAGGCCAUCCUGAACGAUGAGAACUACUGUCCUCCAGAGACUGCCGUGUUGCUGGCCUCCUACUCUGUCCAGGCCAAGUAUGCAGACUACAACAGAGACAUCCACAAGCCUGGUUACCUCACCUCCGACCGCCUGCUGCCACAGAGAGUGUUGGAGCAGCACAAGUUGACUAAGGAGCAAUGGGAGGACAGAAUACAGACCUGGCACGAGGAACACACAGGCAUGCUCAGAGAGGACUCAAUGAUGGAGUAUCUGAAGAUAGCCCAGGACCUGGAGAUGUAUGGAGUCAACUACUUUGAGAUCAAGAACAAGAAGGGAACUGAGUUGUGGCUGGGUGUGGAUGCACUGGGACUCAAUAUCUACGAACACGAGGACAAGUUGACACCAAAGAUUGGCUUCCCCUGGAGCGAGAUCAGAAACAUCUCCUUCAACGACAAGAAGUUUGUCAUCAAACCCAUCGACAAGAAAGCCCCAGUAAGUCAGUCUACCAGGAAGGUAGGGGAUCAGUCUACCGGGAAGGACUUUGUAUUCUACGCGCCACGGUUGCGGAUCAACAAGCGUAUCCUGGCGCUGUGCAUGGGGAACCACGAGCUGUACAUGAGGAGGAGGAAGCCUGACACCAUCGAGGUGCAGCAGAUGAAGGCCCAGGCCCGAGAGGAGAAACACCAUAAACAGAUGGAGAGAGCUCAGCUAGAAAACGAGAAGAAAAAACGAGAGCACGCAGAGAAAGAGAGGGAGAAGAUAGAGAAAGAGAAGGACGAGCUGAUCGAGAGACUCAGACAGAUUGAGGGACAGACGCUAAAGGCCCAGAAAGAGCUGGAAGAGCAGACACGCAGGGCCCUGGAGUUGGACCAGGAGAGGAAGAGAGCAAAGGAGGAGGCAGAGAGGUUGGAGAGAGAGAGACAGGCAGCAGAGGAGGCCAAGGCAGCGCUGGUUAAACAGGCUGCUGACCAGAUGAAGAACCAGGAACAACUGGCCGCUGAGCUAGGAGAAUUCACCGCCAAAAUCGCUCUGCUUGAAGAGGCCAAGAGGAAAAAAGAAGAUGAAGCGACAGAAUGGCAACACAAAGCCAUCUCAGCCCAGGAGGACCUGGAGAAGACUAAAGAGGAGCUGAAGUCUGUGAUGUCAUCACCCCCGGCGCCAGAGCAGGAUGAGCAGGAUGAGACAAAUGCUGAGGGCAGCACCGAGCUGCACAGUGAUGGGGUCACCAGCCACCGCAGAGAGGAGGAACGUGUCACAGAGGCCCAGAAGAACGAACGCGUCAAGGAACAGCUGCAGGCUCUGAGUUCAGAGUUGGCCCAGGCGAGGGACGACACCAAGAAGACCCAGAAUGACAUGCUUCAUGCGGAGAACGUGAAGGCUGGGAGGGACAAGUACAAGACCCUGCGUCAGAUCCGCCAGGGCAACACCAAGCAGCGCAUCGACGAGUUCGAGUCCAUGUGAGAGACCUCGCCCUCCCACCCUUGCAUUGCCACGACAACGGCUCACUUUUGUGUACAGCCGAACCUGCCCGUUCCCGUCUCAUUCCCCCAAAUCCUUACCUUCAAAAAGGCCAGUUGUGUGGAUCCAAUGUCCCGCCAACUAUGCCUUGCCAAAGCUCUGCCUACUAGCGGUUGGCCAAUCAAACUGCUCCAUGCUUAGAGUUCUGCCCAACCACGUCUGGAAUCGCCUAAUCUGGAAUGGCAAGCAACAAACUGUCAAAACGAACUUCUCCAUGAGCAAAGGAUAAUUUAAUGCUUGCAUGUCUGAUGUAAGAAUGGAUAAAAAAAAGAGAAUGGAUAGAGAAAUUGGUUGAUAUCUUGCUUUUAUUGAGAGAGAAAAAUAGCAAUUUGUAGCUUUUUGAUGUUGCUGGCAAGCUUGUAUGUAAAGCUUUAAAUAACGUACCUUUUUUGUUUGCCAUCAGUUGAAGAAUUUAAAUAGUUUAAUUUUUUAACAAAACAGCCUUAUGUCUGAUUUCAUUUCCAUCAUUUCAUUUUGGCUUCAUAUUUAACUUUGGUGAGUUAGCUGUGCUCUAGUCAGUCAUGGGUCAGCUGAUGUUGAACCAGUGGUUUAAUUCCUCCAGAAUUUGGCAACAGCGUUUUAUCUGUCCCUUCUGACCUAUACCUUUGUGUCAUUUUAUCAUCCAUUGAAGCAUUUACCAUUUAUUUAUUUUGGUUAACAAUAAAGAUUCCAUGUAUA
Coregonus clupeaformis (lake whitefish) is the source of this 2807-nucleotide messenger RNA. RefSeq names its product radixin-like. Lineage: Eukaryota; Metazoa; Chordata; Actinopteri; Salmoniformes; Salmonidae. The record is from RefSeq and is a predicted model, not a curated record. Gene Ontology annotation, biological process: positive regulation of protein localization to early endosome; positive regulation of early endosome to late endosome transport; regulation of organelle assembly. Bases 309 to 2072 code for a protein of 587 amino acids. Gene Ontology annotation, cellular component: microvillus; cytoskeleton; filopodium. The transcript has 14 exons. Gene Ontology annotation, molecular function: actin binding; cell adhesion molecule binding.